Messenger RNA from Procambarus clarkii (red swamp crayfish), 3418 nucleotides. RefSeq names its product longitudinals lacking protein, isoforms H/M/V. NCBI's taxonomy places the organism in Eukaryota, Metazoa, Arthropoda, Malacostraca, Decapoda, Cambaridae. The record is from RefSeq and is a predicted model, not a curated record. Gene Ontology annotation, cellular component: nucleus. Gene Ontology annotation, biological process: regulation of transcription by RNA polymerase II. Gene Ontology annotation, molecular function: protein binding.
UGUUUUAUAUCUUUAUCUGUGUAGUAUGACUACCCCUUUUUGUUCAAACAUAAGACGUUUAUAAGAUAGUUAUAAACAAAAUGAAGGAAAGGUCACGAAAAAUCAUUUGAGGCACCCUGAAGAACCUUACAAAUCCUAGACUUUUUGCAGUAGACUUGUAGAGUUGCCAUGGAUGGUGGUUUACUGUCCCUUAAGUGGAACAACCAUCGCUCCACUUUCCUUCAUGUUCUCUCUACUGUCAGGCGGAAGGAGUCAUAUUGUGAUGUGACUGUUGCCUGUGAUGGAAAAUUCUACCCGGUGCACAAACUGGUGUUAUCAACAUGCAGUGAUUAUUUUGAACAAAUGUUUGAAAGAACAAACUGUAAACAUCCAAUAAUAGUGUUAAAAGAUAUUAGACAUGAGGACUUAGAAGCUCUCUUGAAUUAUAUGUAUGUAGGUGAAGUGAAUGUGUUACAAACUGACCUGUCUGGACUUAUUAAGGCUGCCGAGUGCUUAAGAAUAAAAGGGUUAGCUGUCCCAGACGAGUCACCGAGUGAAUCGGAGCCUACACAGGAUGGUAAGAGAAAUAUACCAUGGACUGGCGAUGGACCUGAGGCUAAACGUAGAAGACCGGAGGAAGCCUCUCCUGUUUCACAAAGAACAGGUCAGACUCCAAGUGACAAGGGAGGGAGGGAUCUUAUGACAAGGUCUCCUGCAGGUUACAGAGAGCCAUUCAGAGUACCCUCCAGGGCAAGAGAACCAAUCAGAGUCCAAUCCAGUCCUAGUCCAGUACCUGUACCACGAAGUCCAGAGACUCACUUACCAAAUGCUGCUGUUACUGAAUCCCCUCCUGAAGUACCACACCCUGCCUCUCAUGAUUCGGGAUCUACCACCCAAACGGAUAGUACUACACAAGGGCCCUCAAAUACUAGUAAUGAAUUAGCUGGCACCACAGAUAAUACGUUGGUUAUGGAUGAUCCCCUAGUCAAAGAAGAACCUCAGGAUGAAUACUCAGAAGCUGAUGAUACCAAAGAAUCCAUUCCAUCAGCAGACUCUGAUCCCAGUUUAAAUUAUUCCCUUCAUGGUGAUCACUCGGGCAGCCUAGCAGGAGAGACUGCAAGUACAGGAUUUAAUCCUCCCAGUAUUAGGCCCACCAAUCAGCCACAAACUAUGGAAGAUCUUGUUGCGCAGGCUCUUCCUGGAGCAUCAGGCCUUCAAGGAAAAUCUUUGUGGGAAGGUGAACGAGGUCUACUAGGAAUGCCUUUUGAAGGUUUCUCAGGAAACCAAACCAGAGCUUCGCAAAUGGUAGCAAUGGUGGCAUCAGUAAGACCUGAGGACGAUUUAGCAGCUGCGUCCACAAGCGUCUAUAAACACAACCUUAGUACCUCCUUCACCCCAGUCUGCCCUUACUGCAACAAGUCCUCCUUCUACUCUCCAAGGGAUCUGGAGCGUCAUAUUCGUGUUCAUACUGGAGAGAAGCCAUACAAAUGUCCUCAUUGUAAUUAUCGUGCAAGGCUGAAAGCACACAUGAAGUCUCACUUAUUGCGAAAGCAUGAGGGACAGUUAAAUAGUAGUAUGAUAGGAAUAAUAUCAAGUGGGCAUCAGUAUCAUUGAGAAUAACAUUGCAACUAGAAUUUACAGUAUUUUUAUUUUGGGAACUCAAAACAAAUUUCUAAUAUUUAAAUGACAACUUUCAACAAAUCUAAUCAAUUUGUGAGUUAGGAGUAUGAGACCUUUAUAUGUGUAAAUGUUUUUACAUUGUUUGCAUAUGCUGCUUCAUCAGGAACACAUUAAUAUAUAAGAUAUGUACUGUAUAAAAUAAUUAAACUAGGACCUAAGUAUCUAAUUCGAGCUUCAAAUGGCAAGGAAGUGUAUCAUUAUUUUAUGUAUCUUGUAUAACCAGUUUUGGUAGAUUUUCUUAAUACUGUAUUAUUACAAAAAAAAGAGCACUGUAUUAAAGUACAGUUUAAUUAUCAAAUUACAGUAUUUUAUUUUUAAAUUUACCUUACAGCUAGGCAUUAUAUAAAAUGUUUAGUCGUGUCAGAAUUGGUUAUUAUUCAAUAAUAAUUAUGAGUUAUCACAUAAAGUGUCUCAUUUGAUUUGAUAAAUACUAGUCAUCUUAUUUGAGAAAGAGAAAGUGAAUACUGCAUCUGUUUACUGCCAUAAACAAGGAUAACUUUCAAAGCUACUUUUAAUAACAAAAGAGUGAAGGUUGGCAAAGUUAUGCUAGUGCUCAGCUUCCAUGUAUAGUAUCAUAGGUCAUCAUUAUGCAGCUCCAGUUAUCCCAUUUUGGUUCUAUGUGAAGUUCAUGCUUGAUACCACUGAGUUUUAUAUUCACUUUUGAUAUACUGUAUAAACAUUAUGCAUUACUGUAUAAGGAAUGAACUAUAAGCAAGGGGAAUGUUCAGUUGAAUAUAAUGUGGGGAGUAAAAUAGUGUGGGAAUGUUAAGAGGAAAAACUUGUUGGAAGAACAAAGUAAAUGCCUGUAAUCAAGGCAUAUAUAUGUGGGAUUUUAUUUAAGUGUAAGUGACAAACAAUCUAGAAAAAAAGGACAAUGUGGUAAUUGGAUGUUACCUUAAGUGGUUUCAGUGCAUCCAUGUUCUUAUUAGUGAUUUUUUGCAAUCUUCUUGCAUUGUUUACAAGGGUGUUGAAUAUUAAUUACAAAGUGAGUAGCUUGUUAUCAGUGUAUACUAAGCAAAUUUUAUAUAACUGCACUGAUAGUAUCAUUAGAAACUUGUGUAAUAAUGAUAUAUAAAUUAAUUACUGCAGUACUCUACUGGAGAUUGUACUUGUGUAAGGAAUAAUAAAUAUACAAAACUCACUUAACAUUAAUAUUAAUUUAAUGCUGUACAGUACUUUAGUAUUAUGAUAAAAUAAUACAUUUUCCAAUUUGUAUGGGUUUUUAUGUUUAUAAAUUCCUACACUGGUCAGAGACCAGGCUAACCAGGACAUUGAUCCUUGCAAUUACCACAAGGUAACCAGAAGUGUAAGAUAUAUGGAAACUUCAUAUCAAAAUGCUAUGAGGAUAUUUAGGAAGAAAAUUUGGAACUGAUAUGAAUUGUAAUCUACAUUAAUAAUAAAGUGUACUAAAAAAUGUAGGACUGCUAAUGGAAAUUAUUAGGAGAGUGUUUGAUACAACUGAAUUGUACAGAAAUGUUAUUGUGCAAUUAUACAGAAAAUGGAGAUAUAAGAUUUGAAACACUGAACAAAAGAUUAUAUUGUAGAUAAUCUAAUUGCUUACAGAAGGCUGUUCUCAGAACCACGCAUAAUCUAUACAAGAUUUUAUUUCAAUAUGGCAUUUCAACAGUACAUUUUGGUUAGCAAUUUGUAUUUCCUCCAGAAAAUGGAGAUUAUUAGUGAUGUCUCUACGUUGAUUUUUGAUAUUUUGGCUAAGAGCCUCAUAUAACAAAGUUUCUACAAUAAAAUAUUAUUUACCAGA